UUUAAAAUGUCGUCUUUUGUGUUCCUCAGAAGAAAAACAAGAAAGUCAUACAAGUUUGGAAUUACAUGAGGAUUUCCAGGAAUGGAAUCUAUCCCAAAUCAGCUGCCGGCUGGAAGAGACUCCAGCUGUUCGCCGAACUCCAAACAAGACUUGCAGUCUUACUCUGGUCCAACACUCAAGCCGAACCAAGUCAGUGAGACCUCUUUAUACGGAAUACCGAUCGUUUCACUAGUCAUAGACGGUCAAGAGAGACUUUGCCUAGCCCAAAUAUCCAACACCCUUCUGAAGCACUACAGCUACAACGAAAUCCACAACCGGCGCGUGGCCCUGGGCAUCACAUGUGUGCAGUGCACCCCGGUCCAGCUGGAGAUUCUCAGGCGCGCGGGGGCAAUGCCCAUUUCCUCGAGACGCUGCGGGAUGAUUACAAAGCGAGAGGCCGAGAGGCUCUGCAAGUCGUUCCUGGGCGCCCACAGCCCGCCGAAAUUACCCGAAAAUUUCGCUUUUGACGUGUCGCACGAAUGCGCGUGGGGCAGCAGGGGCAAUUUCAUCCCAGCCAGAUACAACAGCUCGAGAGCGAAGUGCAUUAAGUGUUCGUUCUGCAACAUGUAUUUCUCUCCAAACAAGUUCAUAUUUCACUCUCAUCGCACGCCGGAGUCCAAAUACACGCAACCCGACGCAGCAAACUUCAACUCGUGGAGAAGACACUUAAAACUGAGCGAUAAGAACUCACCAGAUGACGUGGCCCAUGCCUGGGAAGAUGUCAAAGCCAUGUUUAACGGGGGCAGCCGCAAGAGGACGCUGCCAAUCGGUGGGUCUGAAAGUUCGUCCUCGCAUGGUACACAACGAGCGGGAGGUCAGACCCAGGGGGAACCGUCUGAGGUGCCCCACAAAACUCUCCGAUGUGAGGAUGACCGGGGGAACGUGGCCAUGCCGAGCAGCAUCCGCAGUUACCCUGUUAUUCCGGUGCCCAGUAAGAGUUUUGGGAUGUUACAGAAAAUUCCACCACCGCUCUUUCCACAUCCAUACGGUUUCCCGGCUUUUGGAUUGUGUCAAAAGAAGGACGACGGCGUGGUGAUGGGAGAGCCAAACAAGACAAACCUGUCAGGUGUGUUCUGGCCGAGCGCUAAGGACAGUGCAUAUCCCUCCUUUCCGAUGUUUUGGCCUACGACAGGCAGCUUGGCCAUGCCGACAUACCACCAUGCCCAACCUAAACCUCCUUCUGACGUGUUAUGCACCAGACAUGGUGAUCUAGACGCGUCAGAGCAAAGUGACCGAAGCACGAGCACCCCUAAAGACAGUUUACUUGAUAAUGAACGGUGUUCCAGCACUCAGUCUACCCGGAACGAGGAGGAUAAAUCUGGGGAUGAGAGCAGGUCUAUAGAGGGAAUGCCAGCCGCCACCAGAAAAAUAAGCUACAUAUCUGCAUUCAGGCCUGUUGUUAAAGAUGUUGAGAGCAUCGCGAAACUUUACGGCAAUAGGGGCCCGUAUUCUGGUCCUCGAUCCGGCUAUAUGUCACCAGAUUUCUUGAGUGAAAGUUCUAGUUAUAGGUCGGUGUCUCCGGACGUGGACAGCGUGGACGAUCCGGAUGUGGAUGUGGAGUCGCAUAAAGCGCACGAGGAUGAGGAGUGUGUGCAGCUGUCUGUGGAUGACCGGCGGAGUCCUCACAGUUCGGCCGAAGCGCUGAGUGACGGGGUUAAAGGUCAAGACCAAGAGAAUAGCCAGAUCCACACUAUAGGUGAUCUACACUCGACAAAUCCAAGUGAAACGCGGCCGUCUGAUUUGGAGAGCAACGGCAAUAAACACACGACGCGCUUUGAAGUCUAUGCGCGUGAAAGAGACGAGCACGUGCAUCAAAUGAGCACAUCUUAUUUUGGUUCAACGACCUCCUAUCAACGCGAACAGAGUGUUAAAGACGUGCACGAAGAAGAACCUUCAUCUACAGUGGAGGAGACUGAACCCAAAACUCAACAGGAUCAAACCAACGUCAACGAGGAGCGCCUGAAGGAACCAAAUGAUGACGAGGAAGCAAUGCGCAAUGACACUGGCAGCAGGGGCUCCUUGAUUGAGAAAAACAUAGAGAACAUGGCCAAAGAGGAAUUGCAGAAACAACUCGUGGAACAAGUCGAGCUUAGAAAAAAGUUAGAACGGGAAUUCCAGAAUCUAAAAGGGAGUCUAUCAAGAGCUGCAUCAAAGAGUCCAUCAAAGCUCAACAGUUUUCAAGACCAAAUGAAAAGAGAGCUUUCCUACAGAGAGGAAAUGGUGCAGCAACUCCAGAUUGUUCGAGAAGCUCACGACGCACUACACCAUUUCUCGUGUAAGAUGCUGACUCCCCGUCACUGCUCUGGGACCUGCACCUUCAAGUCUCCUCUUCUACCACCUUGAUGGACACCUAUUCAAGACGUACACGUUCUUUAGAAAUACUGCUGUGUCAAAUAAAACUUUACUUUUCUUCCUCUGCAAAACACUGUCAACCUUUAGACCUGGAAUAAGCAAGUGUGUAUUGUAGUAUUUUAGCUUAUACACUGUAAUGAAGUCAUUUUCAUUUGCAAAGGAGUGUUUUCAGAGUCACUGUAUGUACUGUAUAAUUUAUAUAAAGUUCUAGAAAAUUGCAUUAUUAAAAAAAAAAUGUCAUCCCACUUAAACAUUAUUAUCAUCAGCUGUAGAAAUCACUGGUAAUAAGUGGCUAUGUGCAAUGCAUAUAUUUGUUAUGUAUCCUGUGAUACCUUUU
Rhinichthys klamathensis goyatoka is the source of this 2728-nucleotide messenger RNA. It is a transcript of the gene skor1b, whose product is annotated as SKI family transcriptional corepressor 1b. The record is from RefSeq and is a predicted model, not a curated record. Gene Ontology annotation, molecular function: SMAD binding; RNA polymerase II cis-regulatory region sequence-specific DNA binding; DNA-binding transcription factor activity, RNA polymerase II-specific. The transcript has 9 exons. NCBI's taxonomy places the organism in Eukaryota, Metazoa, Chordata, Actinopteri, Cypriniformes, Leuciscidae. Bases 82 to 2382 code for a protein of 766 amino acids. Gene Ontology annotation, biological process: negative regulation of BMP signaling pathway; negative regulation of transcription by RNA polymerase II. Gene Ontology annotation, cellular component: nucleus; transcription regulator complex.